Carya illinoinensis is the source of this 810-nucleotide messenger RNA. RefSeq names its product copper transporter 6-like. Lineage: Eukaryota; Viridiplantae; Streptophyta; Magnoliopsida; Fagales; Juglandaceae. Gene Ontology annotation, molecular function: copper ion transmembrane transporter activity. The record is from RefSeq and is a predicted model, not a curated record. Gene Ontology annotation, cellular component: plasma membrane. Gene Ontology annotation, biological process: intracellular copper ion homeostasis; copper ion transmembrane transport. The transcript has a single exon. The coding region runs from base 45 to 527 and encodes 160 amino acids.
CCUAGAAUUCCUCUCACACAGAGAUCAGAGAGAGAGAGUUACAGAUGGAUGGUAUGAGUCGUGAUCAUGAUAUGAGUGGCAUGGCUGGAGCGAUGCCACCAUCAUCCAUGAACAGCGGGAUGCAUGGCAUGCACAGGAAGAAGAUGAUGAUGCACAUGACCUUCUUCUGGGGCACUCAAACAGAGGUGCUCUUCGACGGCUGGCCCGGCAGGAGAACUGGCAUGUACGUGGUAAGCUUGGUAUUCGUGUUUGUGCUGUCUUUCCUGGUGGAGUGGCUCUCUCAUUCCAGACUGCUCAAACGUGGAUCGAUCAAUAUCCCGGCCGGAACGUUCCAAACCUUGUUGUAUGCCAUAAGGGUUGGGUUGAGUUAUUUGGUUAUGUUGGCUCUCAUGUCUUACAAUGGAGGUGUGUUUUUGGUUGCCGUUGCGGGUCAUGCUUUCGGAUAUCUGAUCUUUGGAAGUCGGGUUUUCAACAAGCCGGGCCAUAAUGCAGUCAAAGGAUUCGAUCAUCAUCCAAUGACUUGUUAAAUAGAAAACAAGGGGCCCUGCAUUUUGAUUGAUCUUAGGUUUACGACGUUGUAAUAAGAAUCUUAAUCCCUUUGUAUUUUUUGGUUUUGAGAAUAUAGUCCCUACUCAGAUAGCUAGGACGUUUGUACUGCUAAAUGGAGUCUCUCUUUUAGCAAAAACACUUGAUAUAUCAAGGAAUAUUUGGGGGAAAACACCGUAUUUUCUUAGCUUUUUCUUUGUAAAGAGAAUUUUCUCAGGAAAAUAAAUCAAUUGAAUAGAAAAUUUAGAGAGGAGGGUUUUCGUU